AUGGAGUUUAAGAUAGAAGACUUUGAAUUCGAAGUGAAACGUCGAUACCCUCACCGCACUGAUAUCCUUGGAAUAGCUGAAAAGGUUCAGCAGUCUAUUCGUUCUGAAUAUGGCGGGGUAAUGCCAAGUGAUUUAUUUGAUAUCUAUGAGAGGAGAGAAGCCACCUCACAAAAUUUUACCCCUAGGGAGAUAGAAACAUUACAAAAGCUCCUAGCUAAAUGGCAAGAUACGACUGCUAUUGAAAAAGAGUAUGCCUUCCUAAGAUUGGAUCUUCAUUAUCCAGAUAACGAGAUUAUACAUGAUACCGAGGAACAUGCUGCAGACACAGCGGAGAAGAUGAAGCAAUGGUUACUCGCCAGACACGGAACCCUGGAAUUCUAG
This is a messenger RNA of Trichophyton benhamiae CBS 112371, 381 nucleotides long. RefSeq lists its product as uncharacterized. The transcript has a single exon. The record is from RefSeq and is a predicted model, not a curated record. Lineage: Eukaryota; Fungi; Ascomycota; Eurotiomycetes; Onygenales; Arthrodermataceae. Bases 1 to 381 code for a protein of 126 amino acids.